Haliotis rufescens (red abalone) is the source of this 2826-nucleotide messenger RNA. Its product is annotated as glycoprotein-N-acetylgalactosamine 3-beta-galactosyltransferase 1-like. Lineage: Eukaryota; Metazoa; Mollusca; Gastropoda; Lepetellida; Haliotidae. The transcript is spliced from 4 exons. Gene Ontology annotation, cellular component: membrane. The coding region runs from base 239 to 1213 and encodes 324 amino acids. Gene Ontology annotation, molecular function: N-acetylgalactosaminide beta-1,3-galactosyltransferase activity. The record is from RefSeq and is a predicted model, not a curated record.
UAUUACUCCCGGUCUAGCUCGCCAGGAAGAUGGCGGCGUCUGUCAGUCGCGUUUGAGAAAUUAAGUUGUCGGGACUGUAUUCUUUGCAAAUGUACGUAACUGCCAAACGACCACAUUCCACGUGUAAACAGUAUUGACAAGACUCAGGUAAACAGGUGUGGUGGCCACGGCUUUCAUCGUGUUUUCUAGAUGGUCUUAAUGGUAAAGAUAGUUUGACAUUGACUUGCGGCCGUCACUGAUGGAGUACACUGUGAUCCAUCUGCUGUUCGCCUUUUGUUGCGGGUUGAUGUUUUCACAUGUGUUUCUCAGCCACCCUCUACUACAGACACAGACGCGGAUCAGGGUGGAAGAGGAUUGCACGGACGUUGUCAGUUUACAUCAGACUGGAAGUGAUAUCCGAAAUGUCCUCAGGGAAAACAUGCGGACUGUCCCUGAAGUUGAUGCCUAUGAUGUCGAAGAAAGGCGUGAUAUCAGCAAAAUCAAGGUCUUGUGCUGGAUUAUGACUGCACCAAAGAAUCUAAAAACCAAAGCCCAAUAUGUCAAGGAAACGUGGGGAAAACGCUGCGAUAAACUCCUGUUCUAUAGUUCCACCACUGAUGAAUCCUUCCCUACCAUUGGACUUGGCACACCCGAAGGGAGACAACACCUCACUGCCAAAACAAUGCAAGCCUUCCGCCAUCUUUACACCAACUACUUAAAAGAAGCGGAGUGGUUUCUUAAGGCGGAUGACGACACAUAUGUCCUUGUAGACAACUUGAAAUAUUUUUUAUCAAAACAAAAUAAAAAUGAAGCUGUUUAUUUUGGGAACCAUUUCAAGAACUAUAUUCCGGAAGGAUACAACAGCGGAGGUGCUGGCUACGUCGUGAGUUAUGAGGCUUUGAAAAGGUUUGGCGAAAGGGGAAAUAACUCUGACUUGUGUUCCCAAGAUGGAGGCGCCGAAGACGCGGAGUUUGGCAAGUGCCUUGUGAAUCUUGGUGCAAAAGUUGGGAGAUCCCUGGAUGAGGAGGGGAAGACAACAUUUCACGCAUAUCAUCCUUUGACACAUAUGUCAGGCUCGUAUCCACAGUGGGUGAAGGCUCAUACUAUGCAUGGAGCAAGAAAGGGUGCCGGGAACAUCAGUAGUCUACCCAUCACAUUUCACUAUGUACGAGGGAAUGAGAUGCUGGCUCUAGAUUUCUAUAUAUACCAUGUAAAACACGUCAGCGCGGAGUGAACGGUGUGGUAUGAUCCGGCAUCCACGCCCCCAGGGUACAACAGCUCUCGACUUGGAGGAGUUAUUGACCAUCUCGUGGAAGGUCAGGCCUAUACGUAUUUAGGGAUGCAGAUUAUGGACAAGCUCCAGAAUGCCCAUAUCAAGGAGUUCAGAGCUGAACGCUCGCGUUAAAGGAAAAGCCACAAAUACUUAUGCUGUACCCGUCCUUCCAUAUUCCUUUGGUGUUGGUGAUUGGACGACACAAGAAAUUCAGUGUAUUGACACCCUCACACGAUACAAUCAUGUCAGACAAUAGACCCUGCUACCCUCGCUCUUCCCUCAAACGCUUAUAUUUACCAAUCAUAAUGGGAGGGCGUGGUUUGAUUAACAUUCGGGCUCUUCAUGACAGAAUUGUUUUGUGCGCUUUUGCACAAAUAUAUUUGUCUGAUGAUUCUCUUGUGCAGCAUGUCAAUACUAAUGAUGACAACAAGGCAUUCCGUAGUUUUCGUAAACGAGCCAAGGAUUUGGGAUAUAAUCUCAAUGUCAGUGGAGAUUUUGUGGAUGGUUCUGUACUGCUGGACGGUACAGAAAUGAGUGUCAACCAAGCGAAGUGCCAUAACAAAUCGGACCAGACUCAAGGAGUUCUUCAAGGAGAGGCUAACUGAACGACCACUGCAUCGAGUUGAUGUCCAGAGAAGAUCAGUAUUCCUGCCGAGUCCUUCGCUUAGAUGAGGACCUGAUCUUGUCCUGUUUGUUAAAUCCAAUGAAAUCAUUUAUAUUAUUGAAUUUUCUGUCCCUUUUGACACUAAUGUGAUUGACAAAAUUGGGGGAAAACAUGGCAAAUAUGCAGACCUCGCUUUCGAAAUGUCACGCUUGCACCUUGCAGUACUAAGUAGUCCGACCCCCCAUUGUUCUCGGUGCCUUAGGUGGAUACCUCCCAAUCUGUUGACUGACAUUGGGAGAGAACCCGGGUUUGCUAUCAGGAAUACGGCCCUACGGACAAUCGUGUUAAUACAGAAGGCUGCAGUGUUGGGGAGUCUUCACAUUCUCCGAAAAGUUCCGGAUGGGUUUGACUAGGCAGCGCUUUCUGGGAGGAGUCCCACUCGCUCUUUGGGGUGCGUGAAGAGAGGGCAAUGGCCCUGGGCUGACUGUGCCAGGAUCACCCAAACCCACUUUGCUGCAUUUUUAUUUUAAUCUGUACAUAAUGAUCGGAUAAUAACAACAAUUUAUAAGGCACCAGUUUUCAUGCCCAUACAUUAUCAUUAUGAUGAUGUAAUGCUCAGAAUCCACCUGUCGCCAGCGCUAUGUCCAGUAUUAUUACCUCAUUGCCUUCAAUUUACAUUAUCAACUCCAUGGGGAGUAUAAAACCCAAGCUGAAUGUGAUGCGCGAGAAUGUUGACAGUUAUAUUACAAUCUCCUUGCCAGGCGCCGUACCUUAUUUGUUAUUGUUUGAGAAAAUUACAUGGGAUAUGGUGAUGAGUAAUCAUUGGAAAGAUGUGACCAAACUUUUAUGGUGAGGUGAGGUGAAAUUGGGUUUAACGUCGCGUCACAGAUUAUUGCACUUGUAUAGCGACGUGCAUGUACGUGUAUGUGUAUGUGUGGCUGCUUGUACUAGUCCGGACUGAUGCCGAUUU